Messenger RNA from Guyanagaster necrorhizus, 738 nucleotides. RefSeq lists its product as uncharacterized. NCBI's taxonomy places the organism in Eukaryota, Fungi, Basidiomycota, Agaricomycetes, Agaricales, Physalacriaceae. Bases 73 to 552 code for a protein of 159 amino acids. The record is from RefSeq and is a predicted model, not a curated record. The transcript is spliced from 3 exons.
CAUUGCACGACAGUACUCCAUCGUUAUUCGAGCUCUUGUCCGGGCAAUCCUUCAUGCAAGUUAUUGACGAAAAUGGAUAUCGUGGGAGUUUUUUACCCCAACUGCCCCAUUUUAGCCGGCCAGAGACAAACAAACACCAACACACCUUUUGCACUUUUACCACCACGUACAUUGGACAAAAUGUCGAGCAGCGCAACUGACCCCACUACCACGACUGGCGCCGCUGAUGCAACCGCAGGGACCGACGCGCCCGUCUCUCCUGCCGUCGAUAAAGGCAAAGGCAAAGGCAAGGUGCCAACCAAAUACGAUGCGAUGGAGGACGAUGACGAUGACGAUGAUGAUGAUGAUGACGAUGACGACGAUCCCGAGGAAGAAGAAGAUGAAGAGGAGGAGGAUGAUGACAUGGAGGAGAUCGAUCCUGCUGCCAUUCUCCCUUCGUCUCGUCGUACUCGCGGUGCCAGAGUCGACUACACUUCUGCUGAGGCCCUUUCUAAAGCCGGCUUGACCGAAAAGGAUGAGGACGAUGACGAGGAUGACAAAAUGAAGGACUAGGGCUCAGUUGCUUGAAUUUGUCAAAAAUGUGCCUUUUGCUUGCUUGUACAUUCACCGAUUGACGUAGCACGUUCCAACUCCCAACUGCACUGUUGUUAUUAGUAACGCAUUAUCUACAACUUUUUUCUCGAAUAAAGGAUCCUCAACAAUGUCUUUGUCCUUUCCCACUGUGAUUUUUAGACCUCG